UUACUUGCGGAGCGACCGAGUUCCAUCCACCCGCCACCCACGACCCACCUACCGAAAGGCAACGGAAUCACAUUUCUUGAAAGCUGAAUUUGUGUCAUCUCCGCUUCCUCCAUAGCGAAACUUCAUCAGGUAUUCUUGGCUGCACCUUUACGAUAAUUUGAUUCUUGAGCUCAAGAAAUCGCAUUAUUUCGGAGAAGAUAUGGUUUAUCACUCUAGCUUUGUGGAUGAGGAAGGAAUUAGUAAAGCUUGUGGGUGCCCUUUACUUCCUUUGAAAAGCCAUAUAAAGGGUCCUGCUCCUGUUUCAGAUCAAGAUAGAACUGAUAUAGUAGAUGAAGCAAUCACAUUCUUCCGUGCCAACGUUUUCUUUAGAAAUUUUGAUAUUAAGAGCCCAGCUGAUAAGCUCCUUAUUUAUUUGACAUUCUAUAUUAAUGUGGCUUUGAAGAAGCUUGAAGGAUGCAGAACUUUGGCUGAAGGGACCAAGGCGAUCAUUAAUUUGGGUCUGGAGAAUGUUCCUGUUCCUGGAGAAUCUGGAUUUCCUUUUCCUGGUCUUUUUGUGAAUCCUGAAUCUCGGAAGGAAGCAGAGCUGUUCAGAAAUUAUCUGAAGCAGAUAAGGGAAGAAGCAAGUGGAAGAUUAUUGAGUGUUGCAUAUAGACCUAAUGGGACUCCGAACAAAUGGUGGUUGGCAUUUGCUAAGAGGAAAUUUAUGAAUAUCAUUGCUCUCUGAGUACUUUGUUACAUAUAUCCUAUCAGAAGUUGCAUGCAAUAGGAGAGUAUGAAUUUUAUAACUAUUAGUAUGAAUAUUCUUUGUUAGCAAAUCAUGGAAUACAAUCCUGUCAAAAAUUAGAAAAAAAUUAUUUGUUUGUGUUCUGUUUUUUGAUAAAUGCCACAUUUUGGGCAUGAUAGCUGAUAUGCAAAUGACCAUUUAUUUAUUCAUUUAUUUAUUUGAAUAAAUUUGUAUUCUUUCUGUCUUCA
Molecule: messenger RNA, 972 nt
Organism: Hevea brasiliensis (rubber tree)
Lineage: Eukaryota; Viridiplantae; Streptophyta; Magnoliopsida; Malpighiales; Euphorbiaceae
Product: actin-related protein 2/3 complex subunit 3
Exons: 5
Coding region: 200-724 (174 amino acids)
Biological process (GO): Arp2/3 complex-mediated actin nucleation; regulation of actin filament polymerization
Cellular component (GO): Arp2/3 protein complex; cytoskeleton
Molecular function (GO): actin filament binding
Source: RefSeq, a predicted model, not a curated record